AGGUGGGAGACUAUGUGGGCGUUUGUGACAAACUGUCAGACAAUGGAUUGAAGCGACUAAGAUGGAGAGUAAAUAGCAGCUGGUUUUCUUAAACCCACCGCACCCCAAGGUUUGUUUAGUCUCAGAACUGCCCCCCGCGUGUCUCUUUACAAUUGGCUGCCAUUGCCUUCUUUAGCACCCAAUGUCAGCCACAUCUCGCUGGCCAGUCUCUUCGACCCCCCUCCCGAGGACCGCAGCCGGCGUCUCCACUCAGACUUGUUGUCCAUUAUGUGUCACCUACAGCUGAGGACUCUGGUUUUUGGUGCGUGGGUGCUGGCCUACGUCGCCUUCCUGCUCUCCGUCAGGAGGAUGUGGACGGGGAAGUACGUCCGCAGUCCACUCGUCCGCUCGCUGUUUGCGAACAUGGCGAGCGACAGCGAAGCGACGGAGACACAGGAGUGGUACCAGUGCUCUCCUGACCUUCUCGGAGAAUCUUUGAGGCCCCUGUUCGUCCAGAGCCACCUGGACUCGGACACCAAGGCUUUUCUCAAGCGGAGUGUGGAGAAGUCUGGCUGGCUGUUCACCCAGCUCUACCACUCGCUCGUAUCAACUGUCCUCAGCGCUCUGGUCUCACGCACCUCCAUCAAUGGGUUUCUGGGCCGUGGCUCCAUGUUUGUGUUUUCCGGGGAGCAGUUCCAGCAGCUGCUCCAGAUCGACCCGGAGUGGAGGGCUGAGAGACUGCUGGACCUCGGGGCCGGGGAUGGGGGCGUCACAGAGGUGAUGGGGAAACAUUUCAAAGAGGUCUAUGCAACUGAGGUGUCAGCACCCAUGAAAUGGCAUCUGCAGAGGAGGAAUUACAAAGUGCUGGGCAUAGACGAGUGGCCACAGACCGGUUUCCGCUAUGACGUCAUCAGCUGUCUGAACCUGCUGGAUCGUUGCGACGAUCCUCUGCAUCUCCUGCGUGACAUCAAGCGAUCGCUAGUGCCCAACACAGGGAGACUCAUCCUCGCUGCCGUGCUUCCCUUCCAGCCGUACGUGGAAGUCGGAGGACGGUGGCAGCGUCCCACAGAACACCUAAAAGUAAAAGGAAAGACAUGGGAGGAGCAAGUGACAAACAUGUCCGACAAGGUUUUCCGAAGGGCGGGGUUGGAGGUGGAGGCUGUGACUCGGCUGCCGUACCUCUGCGAAGGAGACAUGUACAAUGAUUACUAUGUUCUUGAUGAUGCAGUUUUUGUUCUCAGGGCCUCGGAAAAUGGUGAAGAGUCUUCUCAGUGAAUACCAAGUCCACUGUGGGACAGAAGCCCCUUAACUUUACCUUGGAUGGACUUUAGUGCAAUUUUCACAAGCUUCAUUCAUAAAACAUAGUAUUUCUGACUUGUUCAGAAAGUGUGAGUCAGGCGUGAAGCUCAGGUUCCGUAGCUCCUACAUUUACCAGCCAUCUUGUGUGACAGUGAUACCUCUACCCUUUAAGCCAAAAAAAAAAGUGAGUGGCAAUUUGCCUCUAUUGAAAUACCACUGAAGAUCAUAUCUUCAGACACAUAUCACCAUAUUGUACUUGUUAUUUGUGAAAAGUGUUUACUGUAAGCGUUUUUUCCUUCUGUAAUAAUACUGUGAAGAAUCAUAGAUGAAUAUUUUUGUUGACUUUUUACUUUCAUUAAUUCUAAUACAAAGAACCAGUGUAAGCGCACAUACUUGAUUUGACCAACCAUGUGUUUAAAUGCUGCAUCUUUUGAAUCUUGAUAUUAAUGAUAGCAGGAGUAAUAUGAGGCCUUCUUGAAGCGAGCCUGUGUAACUUAUCAUAAACAGCAGUUAAGUGACGAGAAUGGAAUAAUGUUAACAGCUGUAUUAAGUUGUCUCUCAACUAACUCCUGAGAAACAUAUCGGGCUCUUAAGCUGCUAAAAAUCAGCACCAUUUUCCACAUAGUUGCUAAAUUUGUAUGUCGUUUUAAGAUGAUAACAGCUCACUGCUGCAGCUGGAAAUCAAACCAUCAUUAACAGUCCAAACUAGAAUGGCACUCAGUAUUGUACGUUCCUCCACUGAGGCCCAACAGUCCCUGUAAAUUCUGCCUAGCCGCACCAAAUUGCACACACUCAUAGAUAUAAUAAAUCCCCUAAAUAUGUCAGAUUAUCCCCUGGGAAAUCUGAAAAUAUCCCCCCAAAAACUUCUUGCAAUAUUAAAGAAAGUUUCCUGGAACCACACUAAAAAAAAUUUAUGGGCUCUUUCUUGGCCCAUGCCCCAUCCUUCCACCAGGUUUUGUGGAAAUCCAUUCAGAAGUAUUUUUUAAUGUUAUCCUGACAAACUAACGAUAAAGUCAACAAACUUUACAGAGCAGCAUCUAGCUAGUCAUCUUAAACUACUGGUCACACCAGACUGACUAAGGCUGUUGCAGUUAAUCCCUUGACCCAAUUGAAUUUUUAAACCAUGAAGGGUCUUAUGUGUUUUAUAGCUUAUGAACUUGACGUUUGAGUUCUAAGUGGGAGACUUUGUUUCUUCCAAAAGUUACACAUUCUCCCUUGAAGUCAUUGUUGUGCACCUACUAUGUUACUGCACGGCAGACGAUUCCAAAUGUGCCACAAUUAAUGGAACAUUUUGUAUGGAGAUAAUGAUAUUGGCUCCAGAAUAAAAAACAUUUCAUUCUA
Molecule: messenger RNA, 2619 nt
Organism: Scophthalmus maximus (turbot)
Lineage: Eukaryota; Metazoa; Chordata; Actinopteri; Pleuronectiformes; Scophthalmidae
Gene: mettl9
Product: methyltransferase like 9
Exons: 5
Coding region: 268-1254 (328 amino acids)
Molecular function (GO): protein-L-histidine N-pros-methyltransferase activity
Source: RefSeq, a predicted model, not a curated record